AUGAAAGAACCGUUGAAUUGUACUUUGUCCAUGUUAGAAUUGGUCUAAAAAGAAGUUAAUUAGGAUCUCCAAACCAAAUACAUUGAUCCAGCAUUGGCAGGGUGCAAACUGUUAAUUAGCACAGCAAAUGACUUUUAGGAUUAUGUCACUAUGCAUAAAAAGAAUAAAUUAGACAGAAAUUUAAUGGACAUACACACCAGAGAAUUCAUUUCAGAUUGUCUAAACAUUAUAAAGGCAUAAGCACUAUUUAGAGGACUAAAUAUACAGGUACAUAUCAAAUAAAAUGUUCCAAUGUUUCUCAGAACUGAUCCCAAUAGAGUUAGACAAAUUGUAUUGAAUUUGUUAAUCAAGUCUAUCUAGGUUACAAUAAAUGGGAGCAUAGAGAUUUCUUGUUAAAAAUCACCUCUAUUGACUGAUCACAUUGAAAUUAUCAUCAAAGUCAUGGCUUAAAGUGUAAACGAAGGGAUUCUCGAAAGUGUCGAACAAACUCUGAAGCAUCUAAAACAACAGACUUUAGUUAGUAAAUAGGUGAUAGAUAUUGUUGCAACAUCUAAAUAAUACUGUUUUUCCAUAAUUACGGCAUUCUACAUAUCUAUGGCUGUGGCUAUCAUGCCUUUUGAGUUUAAUUCAAUAAAGACUGGCGAUGGCACUUAGUUUUACUUUAUUUUAUUGAUAAAAAAUGAGAAUCCCAAUUUCAAUAAGCAACUAACACAAAAAAGGUAAUCUGCGUUGGUUGCAAACAAGUCUCAAUUCCAUUAGGUGUUUGGUUAGAGCAGUCAAUUCAAGAGGCAUUAGUCAUAAAGGUUAACAGAAAUAUGCAGAAUUUAGGUGUAGGAGAAACUGAAGAAAAUGAAAAGAGAAUCUCAGGAAGAGACUAUAUCCGGCAAGAUUGAGCCUCAGUUGCCUUAGUUUGGACAAUCUGAAGCGUCUGACAAUCAAUAGCCUGACAAAUCUUACUCUGUUUCUUAAAUCUCAGAAUAGGACGACUCGUAAUAGAGUUCCUCAUCAUCAGACUCUAAGGAUGAGAUGAACAAAGGAGAAUGUGAUGGUGAUAUACAAUCUAGCAAAUCAAGUCUUCAAAUAAACGAUAAAAUAGAGAAAAUAGAAAAGCAGCAAAAACCUUCUUAAUUUCUUGAUACUUUCAUUCGUGUUAAAGAACCAAAAGCAAGAAAAAUUUCGGUUAGUAUUAUCUAAUCAAGGUUGAGUCCUUAAGUUUCAUAAUAGCUUUCGUCUAAAUAAAGAGAUUCCCUAUUAACUUUUGGAGGACGUUCAUCGGUGUAUUCUUCGAUGAGGAUAUCCUCAGUAAAUCUAGGGCCAAAUGAGUUAUUGGAUUGUUUUGAAAAGAUGGAAAGAAUCAAGUAGUAGUAAUUCGUUUACAAAUGUCAAUGUCCAAAGGUUCUAAUUUGCGAAUAGAAUGACUUUGAUUUAUAUGCUAUAUCUCAUCAACUGAGCAAUCUCAAAAUUCCGUACAUUUACACAAUGCAGAGAUUGCAUAUUGUUGAUUAAUUAAGGAAGCAAUUUUCACAAUUUAAGACCUGUUGUAAAGGGUAUCACAUCGUGUUCGUGGGAGUGGAGUUUGUGAAUGAACAAUUCAGUUCUGAUUGUGCUAAAAUAAAGGCUGUAUUGGCAGAAUAUUAGAAAGAUACAAGACUAAUUGGAUUGAUUGGAUUUUAAGAUGAAGAGAGCAAACUCGCUAUAAAGAAACUACAAUUUCAUGAUUGCUUGUAGAAACCAAUAAUGAUUGAUGCCUUGCUAUUCAUUUUAGCCAAGUGGGUCAAAUUGUGA
This is a messenger RNA of Paramecium tetraurelia, 1785 nucleotides long. RefSeq lists its product as uncharacterized. NCBI's taxonomy places the organism in Eukaryota, Ciliophora, Oligohymenophorea, Peniculida, Parameciidae. Gene Ontology annotation, biological process: phosphorelay signal transduction system. The record is from RefSeq and is a predicted model, not a curated record. The transcript has 4 exons.